Clupea harengus (Atlantic herring) is the source of this 3832-nucleotide messenger RNA. RefSeq names its product inhibin subunit beta Ab (gene inhbab). Gene Ontology annotation, cellular component: extracellular region. The record is from RefSeq and is a predicted model, not a curated record. Lineage: Eukaryota; Metazoa; Chordata; Actinopteri; Clupeiformes; Clupeidae. Gene Ontology annotation, molecular function: growth factor activity; cytokine activity.
UCCGUGCACUCCAGGUGGUCAGCUUGACGUAUGUGUGUCUCCCUCACUUCCUGGGGCUUCCCCCCACUUGUGUGAGCAGCUGUGUGAGUGCGUGUCUGUGUGAGUGUGUGAGUGUGUGUCUGUGUGAGUGUGUGUCUGUGUGUCUGUGUCUGUGUGUUAGUGUAUGUGUCACCUGUCUGAUUUAUACACUCGUGCGGCUUGGACUCUGAUGAAAUGCGCUGUAGAGGCAGACGCAUGUGCGACAGGUGGGCUCACAGCCCGACUCACAGCAGCUCGGGGUGGGGUGGGGUGGGGGGCUAAAGACGUCCACUCAGUCAGGUGGAAGGUGGUGCUGCGUUACAUCAUCAAUGUGCGUCACUACAUCAGCCAAUCGCUGUUACGUAAGCCUCCAGGGUCCUGGAGAGAAGCAGGAGAUCUCUUUUUUUUUUUUCCUGUUGAUGAAACAGGUGGAGAGGGAAGAAGGAAAAGACCAGGCAGGGGAGAACCGAGCGAGAGCUCAGGAGAUCCACAGAGGUGCGGGCGAGGAGUGACCGGUGGCUGGCCCCCUGGCCCGGGUGUCUGGGUCGCUGGGAGAGAUAUUAAAACUGCAUGUGCUAGAGAGAGGCAGGUGGGAGGACGGAAGAGACUAAUUAUGAGCAGGAUCCGACAGCAGGGAGCACUUCUACCAGCAGCACCGGCGAACAGGACCACCACCACCACCACCACCAUCACGACCACCACGUGGGACUACACACACACACCGGCGCCAAGUCCUCAAGGCUCAGCCUCGAACCUGAUCUCCCAGAGAGAAAAAAAACCAACAGAGCUCUGAGCAGAUCUGACACAUGAUCCACUCCUCAUCCUGGACCAGCCAGCCACCGGUGACUGUCUUCACAUGAGCUUCGACCACUUCAGAACCAUGACCUCUCAGACGAAGAAAUAAGGAUUAUUCACCUUUUUUUUUUAUUCCUUCCUUUUUUUUUCUCUUUCGUGCCAGUAUUCCUUCAAGAAUCGACUAAACUGUUUGUAGAGCUGCGUUUGCUGCCACUGCCUCUAACUCAGCUCCAGUGCACACCGAGACCGUUUGUGGCCACCCCAUCAUCUUUCUUCCUCCCAUCCCCAGGAUGUCUGUUCUUACUCUGACGACUGGGAUGUUGUUGCUUCUCUCCGGACUUCUCACUUGCUGCUGCACCCCUACCCCGGUUGGGACAGAGGAAGCAGAGCAGGGCGGGGUGCCCCAGGAGCAGCAGCAGCAGCAGCCCCUGGACUCCAAGCAGGCAGACGUGGGGACAGGGGCAGGGGCAGGGGCCGUGGCCGGGGCAGGGGCCGGGGCGGAGGGCGGCGAGCCCAUCUGCCCGUCGUGUGCGCUGGCCCAGGUGCAGCGGGAGCAGGAGGAGUCGGCGGGGGUGCCGCAGCAGCAGGUGGACAUGGUGGAGGCGGUGAAGAGGCACAUCCUCAACAUGCUGCACCUGAGCUCGCGGCCCAACAUCACCAGACCCGUGCCGCGCGCCGCGCUGCUCAACGCCAUCCGCAAGCUGCACGUGGGCCGCGUGGGAGCGGACGGCUCCGUGGAGAUGGAGGAGGAGAGCGCAGGGCUCGGGCACCAGCAGGGAGGGCUGGGCGGCGACGAGCAACCCGCUGAGAUAAUCACCUUCGCCGAGCCUGGAGACACCCCUGACGUGGUGCAGUUCGACAUUUCCAAGGAGGCCACCUCGCUGUCCGUGGUGGAGCAAGCCAACAUGUGGCUGUUCCUGAAGUUGGCCAAGGGCAACCGCGGCAAGGGCAAGGUCACCAUCCAGCUCCUGCAGCAGCUGUCCGGCCCGGAAGGGGAGCUGAGGGAGGAGCUGGUGUCCGAGAAGGCCGUGGACACGCGGCGCAGCGGCUGGCACACCCUCCCCGUGCCGCGCAGCGUCCAGGCCCUGCUGGAGGGGGACGGCAGCGUGAUGAGGCUCAGGGUGUCCUGCCCGCUGUGCACCGACGCCGGGGCCACCCCAAUCUUGGCGGUGGCGUCGGUGGCGGGGGAGAACGGGCGCGAGCGCGAACAGUCCCACCGUCCCUUCCUCAUGGUGGUGUUGCGCCCCGGCGAAGAUCACCCGCACCGGCGGAGCAAGCGCGGCCUGGAGUGCGACGGCAAGAUCCGCGUGUGCUGCAAGAAGCAGUUCUACGUCAACUUCAAGGACAUCGGCUGGAACGACUGGAUCAUCGCACCGCCCGGCUACCACGCCAACUACUGCGAGGGCGACUGCCCCAGCCACGUGGCCAGCAUCACAGGCUCUUCGCUCUCCUUCCACUCCACCGUCAUCAACCACUACCGCAUACGUGGCUACAGCCCCUUCACAAACAUCAAGUCCUGCUGCGUACCCACGCGCCUGCGGGCCAUGUCCAUGCUCUACUAUAACGAGGAGCAGAAGGUCAUCAAGAAAGACAUCCAGAACAUGAUUGUAGAGGAGUGCGGUUGCUCGUAAAGGUGCACAGGACACCCCUCAUAAACUCGAUUUACUCUUUCUUUAAGAGACAGUUUAUCAUGUUGGUACAGAGCACAGGGGAGAGUGGAGACACCAUGCUGACAUUUGACCUUACACAUGCAACUUUACUGUUGAACUUUGCUCAACUGAUUUGAUAUUUGUCUUUGGAUUUGGAUUAUUCCAAUGGGAACUCUUUGACGGAGUGAUCUCUGUGGCACUUUCAGAUUAAGGAAAAAUAAGAGAAAUAUAUAAUAUAUUUUUGUUAUGAAAAGGGGAGCAACAAUAAGAGGGAAUAUGUGCAUGGCCGAGGCAGAAGUGUCAUUCUUGUCACUUUGCACUGCAAUAAAAAAAAGACUUCUGGCACGAAUGACCUUUGACAAACUUAACUAUGCAACUUGUCAAGUAUUAUUAUGUGUUAAUUUUUGUGUUUUGUGUAUUUUGGGGUGGGCGGGAUUGGGGGAGUUGUUGUUUUUCAACAAAAGAAGGAAGACUGCAUCUUUUCUUUUUAAAUGUUUUUGAGAGAUACUUGAAAGAAAGUUUGACCAGCUACUGGAACCAAACUAUUAUUAUUAUUAUGAUUAUUAUUAUUAUUAUUAUUGUUAUUAUUAUUAUUUCAACUUUUAUGGUCCUCUUAACAGUGCUGAAUGUUGAUGAAAAAUUGUGGAAAUUUGCACUAUACCAACAUUCUACCCACUGGUAUCAGAGAGAGAGAGAGAGAGAGAGAGAGAGGAACAGCAUUCAAUUAGAAAAAUGAAAAAUGAAAAUCAAUAAUUGAGUCAAUCAAUUGAGUACUGAACAAACAUUAUGCACCAAAGAUGUCCAGCACCAAUAGUUCACCAGAGAAUCCUGAUAAGGUUCCACCAGAGAUUCCUGAUAAUGUUCCACCAGAGAGAUUCCUCAAGAAAAGAAAGCCAGAUAAGACAAUGCCCAGUGAUACUGAUACAACAAACAAUACGCUGGUCAACAUAAUAAAAGCAAAAAAAAAGAGAGAAAAAAAGAAUGAUGAAGUUACCCCUGGUGUAAAAUGCUUUUGUUCUGCUUUCUGCAUUCAAACUUGUUUUCCACUGCAAAUGUCUUAAUAUAAACUGAGUUAGUCUUCAUAACACAAGCUGAUUUGUAAAUCAGAUGUUUUGCAAAAACAAAAUGACAAAUAGUGACAAAACUAUGAGCUGAUGUUAAAUGUGGUUGUAAUUCUUUUGUUCUUAUUUGUAAGCAAAGGACACUGAAGGACAUAUCUGGAGAGAAAAAAAAACUUAUUUUGUAUGUAUAGGGAUGUUGAGUGAUAUGUUGCUUUGUUGUAUAAAUCAAAACGUGUGUGUUAUCAUGUUUUAUAUCUAAUUUAUUUUGCAGCAAUUUUUGCUUCAUCAUUAAAGCUAAAGAGUUGUAAA